CCGAUGACGAAGGGAUCCGCUCCACUCCUCCUAUCUUCUCCAACUGUCUCAUCAGGACCACAGGGAGGAGAUGCGCGCAACUUGGCAGCUCUGUCGCACAGACCGCUCAGUUGACACUAAAGCGGAGAAAAGCGUCGGUUCCUGAAGUGUUUGGAGUUGCGCAUCCCUUAUGUCGCGAAAGCAGGCGGACCAUGAUUACAACCUCCGGAGUAUGAGCAACCUGAUGGGCGAGCGCUGGAGGAAAGCGAGCGACGGAGGGGAGCGGAGUCUCAUCAAGGCUCCGUCCAACGCCAGCGUCAGCAGCCUGCAGGUGGCCGCGUCCUCUGCGUCCUCCGCCUCCUCCGCGGGCGCCCCGGGACCCUCCUCCGCAUCCACCGGCGACCUGGAGAGGGCUGCGCGCAAGCAGUUCAUGCAGGAUGUCACGCCGGGCUUUGUCUACGUCCUGUCCGCCUUCUCCGCCCUGGGGGGGUUCUUGUUCGGCUACGACACCGGGGUGAUCUCCGGGGCCAUGCUGCUGCUCAAGAGGCAGAUGGAGCUGAGCGCCUUGUGGCAGGAGGUGCUCAUCUCAAGUACUGUGGCAGCGGCCGCCGUCGCCGCCCUCCUCGGCGCCUUCCUCAACGGGCUCUUCGGGCGCAGGGUGUGCAUCCUGCUGGCCAGCUUCUUCUUCACCGUCGGCGGCAUCGUGCUGAGCACCGCGCCCGGAAAAGAGGUGCUCCUGGCGGGGCGGCUCGUCGUUGGAGUGGGGCUCGGCAUCGCCUCGAUGACAGUGCCCGUGUACAUCGCCGAGGCCUCGCCGCCUCACCUGCGCGGUCAGCUGGUGACCGUCAACACCCUCUUCAUUACCGGCGGACAGUUCACCGCCAGCCUCGUGGACGGCGCCUUCAGCUACCUGCAGCAUGACGGAUGGAGGUACAUGCUGGGCCUGUCAGUGCUCCCCGCUGUGCUCCAGUUUGUGGGGUUCCUCUUCCUGCCCGAGAGCCCUCGCUGGCUGAUCCAGCGCGGGCUGACCCAGAAGGCCCGACGCGUCCUCAGCCAGAUACGAGGCAACCAGAACAUCGACGAGGAGUACGACGGCAUCAAGAACAGCAUCGAGGAGGAGGAGAAGGACGGCGGAGGAGAUGGCCCGGUGAUUUGGCGCAUGCUGACCUACCCCCCCACGCGGCGAGCACUCCUGGUGGGCUGCGGCCUCCAGAUGUUCCAGCAGCUCUCCGGAAUCAACACAGUCAUGUACUACAGCGCCACCAUCCUGCAGAUGUCGGGCGUGCGGGAUGACCGGCUCGCCAUCUGGCUGGCGGGACUCACCACCCUCACCAACUUCCUGUUCACUCUACUAGGGGUGUGGCUUGUGGAGAGAGUGGGCCGGCGGAGGCUCACCCUGGGCAGCAUCGUCGGCACCUGUCUCGGCUUGUGUUUGCUGGCGGUGGGCUUCCUGCUGUCAGCCCAGCACAGUCCUCCUGUCACCUUCCACCCGUUAGACCCCUCCAUGCCCAACUCGACCUGCCUCAAGUAUCAGCUGUGCGAGCCGUGCAUGCUGGACCCCGCCUGCGGCUUCUGCUACCGCGAGAACGGCUCGGCGCUGCUCACCUCCUCCUGCGUGCCGGUCAAUCGGGCCUCCGCGGAGCAGGCGGCGUGGGGCAGGUGUUCUAAUUCCAGCCAUAUGAGACGGCACACUUACUGGGCCUACAACUACUGCCCCACCUCCUUCUCAUGGCUCGUCUUACUGGGAUUGAUGUUCUACUUGGCUGCUUUCGCGCCUGGAAUGGGUCCUAUGCCGUGGACCAUCAAUUCUGAAAUCUACCCGUUGUGGGCGAGGAGCACGGGCAACGCGUGUGCAGCCGGCGUCAACUGGACUUUCAACGUCCUGGUCUCGCUCACCUUCCUCCACUUGGCCCAGUACUUCACCUAUUACGGGGCGUUCUUCCUCUACUCCGGCAUGGCCUUCCUAGGCUUCGUCUUCGUCUACGGCUGCCUGCCCGAGACAAAAGCUCGCCGCCUGGAGGAGAUCGAGACGCUCUUCGAGAACCAACUGUGCUCGUGCGGCGCGUCCGAUUCGGACGAGGGGCGCCAGGUGGAAUACAUCCGGGUCAAGGGGUCAAACUACCAUCUAUCGGACAACGACGCAUCCGACGUAGAUUAAACGCCCGGCGGUUAUGUUGGGGUGCUCUUGAUUUGUUUUAACUGUGAGCCGCGAGCCUCUGGUUGACCUUGUGAAUGUUUUGAAUCCACGC
Phycodurus eques (leafy seadragon) is the source of this 2228-nucleotide messenger RNA. RefSeq names its product proton myo-inositol cotransporter-like. The transcript has 10 exons. The coding region runs from base 170 to 2137 and encodes 655 amino acids. Gene Ontology annotation, biological process: transmembrane transport. NCBI's taxonomy places the organism in Eukaryota, Metazoa, Chordata, Actinopteri, Syngnathiformes, Syngnathidae. Gene Ontology annotation, cellular component: membrane. Gene Ontology annotation, molecular function: myo-inositol:proton symporter activity. The record is from RefSeq and is a predicted model, not a curated record.